Messenger RNA from Trypanosoma brucei brucei TREU927, 2670 nucleotides. RefSeq names its product terminal uridylyltransferase 3, putative. Gene Ontology annotation, biological process: RNA 3'-end processing. Gene Ontology annotation, molecular function: nucleotidyltransferase activity. The transcript has a single exon. NCBI's taxonomy places the organism in Eukaryota, Euglenozoa, Kinetoplastea, Trypanosomatida, Trypanosomatidae. The record is from RefSeq and is a predicted model, not a curated record. The coding region runs from base 1 to 2670 and encodes 889 amino acids.
AUGAUAUUUUUUUUUAAAAAACGAUACCACGUGUUCUUGAAAGCUCCCUCAAUUCGCCUCAUGCCGUGCUCUUUUUUUUUUUUCCGCUCUUUCAUCAAAGUAAUUUUUAUAAUUCGUUGUAUUUUUUUUUCUUCUCUGUCGGGUGAUAGCUGCCCAACGCAAAGGUCGAGAAGUACCUUAGCUUGCAUGUUCACAUCGGUGCCUGUAGCUCCGACUGUAGUUCCGGGUGUGGUGUACAGCAGUGGUGUUCAUGAAGAGUGGAAGGAGGCAGAGCAGAAGUUAUUGGAUGGUUGUCUCAUACAUAGUGAGGGAGACGGCGCAACAAAACAAAUAAAAGAAAAAUUGACGAGUCGGAACUCUCAGAGUGUCCGUUGUGACCUUUGUGCAAAAAUGAUAGAAAGCCGGGAUGAGGAGCAAAUCCAAGAACACUUUCAGGUGCACCAUGCCGCGCUCUCUCUCUGGUGCAGAGAGAUUCUAGCGAGUAAAGAUAAUCUGCUCCAUUAUGGAUGCAUUCCUUCUGGACACAUUGUCUCGUGUGGCAAUUUUGUGUUGGAAAGCGCGGCAACCCUUGACAUGGGCAGGAAGACGUUCGAUGUAAUUGAGCGUGCGUUCUCUCAAAUGAGCCAAGUCAUUUCUUGUUUUGUUCGCAACUUAGUGUUAUUUCCUUUUGGAAGUUGCGUGUCGUGUGGUUGUUGGGACGGGGUGAGUGAUGCUGAUUUCACCGCAAUUGGUCUGCAGGAUAUGAAGAAGGGUAAAUGGCCACCCGAGGACGAGAAAAAAGUUAUACUUCGGCUCACCGCGGCGCUGAGGAAGGCGGGUUUCUUUUUUGGAGAGCUGGAGCCCCUUGUGCGGACCCGCGUCCCCGUUGUGCGGCGUGUUCAAAAGGUUCGGGUCCCACUGCGUUCACAUGGUGAGCACGACACGUACAGCGUUGUGUGGUCGAACAGUAAGGAGUUUUCUUCUCCGCCCCGCAUGUUAGUCGAGGCGGCCAUUAGCUCUACGGUUGAGCGAAAAGACAGUGAUACGGUAACGUUUCACUUUAAGGAUAGUUUGAAGGCAGUAAAGUUCUUCUGCAAUUCGGCCAUGUGUGGACCACGCGACAUGGAAGUUUCAUGGAAGACUGGCUCACAAUUGCCUGAAAUGUUUUCACUUGACUUCGAUUUAAGUUGUAGAGCACAAGGAGUGAGAAAUAGCUUGUUUCUUCGCAAGUAUUUUCAACAGGAUCCUUUUGUACGGACUGGUUAUUUGUUUCUGAAGAAAUGGAGCAAGUUGUAUGGUAUAAACAAUGCAAAGAAUGGGUAUCUUACUUCCUACGCUAUGUCCAUUUUGUGGGUGCACUUCUUGUUGGAGAACGGGCUCGUAAAGUUCGUUAGACCGGCUGAUGUGGAGCCUAUUCCAGACUUGUCACAACAGAAAAUGUCGUACUUACCCCUUUUGCGCGAUGAUGGGGAUGGUGGUGAACGGCCUAGUGAUGUUUUAAAGUCUCCAGAACUCACGAUGUUGCGGGGUGCGCUUGGUGGUUUGAUUCCCUUGUUUUUUUUGUACUAUACAAGGAUUCGGUGGGACAAAGUUGUGGUGACGCUACGGGUCCCUGGAGGGGGGCCGCCGGUAACACCUGAUUCCCUUGGCUGGGUGGAGGCUAAUGAAGUGAAGUGCGGCCCCCUUCGCGAUCGCGUCUGGUACCGUCUGUGCAUUGAUGAUCCGUACGAAGAUAACUUUAACCUCGGCCGUCACCUAUCCCCUGACAAAGCUUCCUUUGUGAAGGUGCAGUUUAUGCGUGCGCUGGCGUCAAUUGUAGCAGGCAGACCUCAGCAGCUGCUCGUUGACGAGCAGAAGUUUGCAGAGGAAACGAUGCCUGCCUACGUGACCCGGCUUUCUGUGCAGGGGGAGUUACGCAAUUUGCGACCGGUGACUGUUUCGGCGUUACGGCAGUUGUUGAUAGAUAGCGCAGGCGCAGACUGUGUUGCUAUCUACGAAGCAAGCCACAAUUGGGAGACCUUACUUGACAUGGCCUCCACUCUCAACAAUAAAAGCAAAGAGGGGGAUGAUGAUGCUGAAGGAGUAACAAAUAAUCAAGAAGGAGAACCCCCUGACCAUGUGGAGAGCUGUGAAGCACCGCGGCGGCACCUACUCUGCUCAAAAAUGCAUAGCAUCGAUGACGCAUUGUUGGUAGCGGGUCCGCUCGGCGUAUCCGAUGCUAAUAUUCCUGCUGGUUUACUUGGCGUGUACUUUUUGGCACGCGGGAGGGCCUUUCGAACCGCGGAGGAUCGCGACAAUUUUCUGAUGCACGCUGAAGCUGUAUCCGCCGCGCGGGCGCGGGGAUGCACGACGCGGGAGGAGAUCUUAGAGAGGGUUGCGGAUGCCAUCCCAUCAAUUGUACGGAAUGGCACUUUACUUGACGACCUUUUAGUUUCCGGUAGUGAGGAAAAUAUCACAGUGCAGUCGCCGGUUGUGGUGGAGACCCGAUGUGCUGAGACUGUGCAGCGCAAAAAGUCCAAGGGUUCAAAAAAACGGAAGAAUGCUGUACGGCGUGGGAAUCAUGCAGGUCAAGGGACGUGUAGCGAAUGCGGUGCAUCGGGCACUGAUCUGUGGGAGGCAUCCGACAAAUCUGCGGAUGAUGGUCUUUACUGCGGUGCGUGCUGGAAGGCGUACAACUGUCAGAAAAACUAG